Molecule: messenger RNA, 2703 nt
Organism: Exophiala bonariae
Lineage: Eukaryota; Fungi; Ascomycota; Eurotiomycetes; Chaetothyriales; Herpotrichiellaceae
Gene: FOX2
Product: bifunctional hydroxyacyl-CoA dehydrogenase/enoyl-CoA hydratase fox2
Exons: 3
Coding region: 1-2703 (900 amino acids)
Molecular function (GO): oxidoreductase activity
Source: RefSeq, a predicted model, not a curated record
AUGGCUCAAACUCUGAGGUAUGACGGCCAGACCGUCGUGGUCACCGGUGCUGGAGCUGGUCUGGGAAAGCAAUACGCCCUCUUUUUUGCCUCGAGGGGUGCAAAUGUCGUCGUCAACGAUUUGGGUGGUUCAUUCAAGGGUGAAGGCGCAAGCUCAAAGGCCGCAGAUCUCGUGGUCCAAGAAAUCAAAGCGGCUGGAGGAAACGCCGUAGCAAACUACGACAACGUCGUCAACGGCGAAAAGAUCAUCCAAACCGCUAUCGAUGCAUUCGGUCGCAUCGACAUCCUCAUCAACAAUGCCGGCAUCCUUCGCGACAUCAGCUUCAAAAACAUCAAAGAUACCGACUGGGACCUUAUCACCGAUGUUCAUAUCACAGGCCCUUUCAAGACCACAAGAGCCGCAUGGCCACAUUUCAGGAAACAAAAGUUUGGCAGAGUCAUCAACACGACUUCCGCUGCAGGCUUAUUUGGCAGCUUCGGUCAGACAAAUUACUCGGCUGCUAAAAUGUCCCAGGUGGGUUUCACAGAGACCUUGGCCAAGGAAGGAAUCAAAUAUAAUAUCCUCGCCAACGUCAUCGCUCCCAUCGCAGGCAGUCGUAUGACAGCCACGGUCAUGCCUCCAGAGGUUGUCGAGUCACUGAAACCCGAGUAUAUCGUGCCAUUAGUCGCGACUCUCGUGCACAAGUCCAACACCACCGAGACCGGCUCCGUCUUUGAAGUUGGUGCUGGUCAUAUCGCUAAACUCCGGUGGCAGCGCGCAGGUGGCCUUCUUCUCAAGGCCGACUCGUCCUACACUCCUGGUGCUAUCCUGAAGCGAUGGGCCGAAGUCGGUGAUUUCACUCAACACGAAGAGGCCACCGGUGUGGCCGACAUGGUCACCAAACUCGAAGACUCGCUGAAGAUCAAGACCAACGAACAGGGCCCCGAGAUUCGUUUCGACGACAAGGUCGUCUUGGUCACGGGUGGUGGUGGCGGUCUCGGCCGCAUCUACGCAUUGGCAUUUGCGAAGCUAGGUGCCAAAGUCGUCGUCAACGAUCUCGUCAACCCGGACACGGUCGUCAACGAAAUCAAGGCCGCCGGUGGCCAAGCUGUCGGCAACAAAGCUUCGGUCGAGGAUGGCGACGCAGUCAUCAAGACCGCCAUCGACACUUGGGGUAGGAUUGAUAUCCUCAUCAACAAUGCUGGUAUCCUGAGGGACAAGGCGUUCGCCAACAUGACCGAUGAUCUCUGGCACACGAUCCUGAAUGUCCACUUGCGAGGAACCUAUAAAUGCUCCAAAGCCGCCUACCCCUAUAUGGUCAAGCAGAAAUACGGCAGGAUCAUCAACACGACCAGCACCACCGGUAUCUAUGGCAACUUUGGACAAGCAAAUUAUGCCGCCGCGAAAGCAGGUAUCCUUGGCUUCGGUCUGGCCCUUGCCCUGGAAGGAAAAAAGAACAACAUUUUUGUCAACACCAUCGCACCCAAUGCCGGUACUCAAAUGACCCGCUCCAUUCUACCCGAAGAAUUGGUCCAGGCGUUCAAACCCGAUUACGUCGCUCCUCUGGUACUCUUGCUCUGCUCCGACAAGGUUCCGGCCCCAGCCACUGGAUUGUUGUUUGAGGUUGGGAGCGGCUGGCAAACACGUACCAGAUGGCAGAGAUCUGGUGGUCAUGGAUUUGACGUCAAUGCCAACUUUACCCCCGAGGCUGUUCUGGAGAAAUGGUCCAAGAUCAUCGACUUCGACGAUGGCCGGGCUGAUUACCCCGACAACACGACCGCCACAAAAGCCAUCAUGGCAAAUCUCCAGAACACAGGAAAGAAAUCCAAGGCAACUUCGGGAGAAGACUAUCUUGCCAAGAUUGAGGAGGCCAAGAAGGCCAAGUCGAUUGCAAGCCCAUUCGACUGGGACGAUAAGGAGGUGAUCCUGUACAACCUGGCACUGAACGCCAACAAGAACCAACUGCCCUUGGUGUACGAGGGUGACGACAAUUUCCAAGUGCUGCCAACAUUUGGCGUGCUUCCACCCUUCGCCACCAAGUCACCCUUUGAGUUUGCAGACAUCCUUCCCAACUUUAGCCCAAUGAUGCUUCUUCACGGCGAGCAAUACCUGGAAAUCAGAAAAUUCCCCAUCCCAACGCUCGCAAAGACCCUCUCAUAUUCUCGUCUGAUCGAGGUCCAGGACAAGGGUAAAGCCGGACUUAUUGUGACCGGUGUUACAACCAAGGAUGCGAAGACUGGUGAGGACAUCUUCUACAAUGAAAGUACCGUCUUCGUCCGUGGCUCCGGCGGGUUUGGUGGCCAGAAGAAUGGCGCCGACCGAGGUCCUGCCACAAAGAUCUAUACCCCUCCCAAGCGCUCUCCCGACGCCGUGGUGGAGGAGAAGACUACCCCUGAGCAGGCGGUACUGUACCGACUCACAGGUGACCGCAAUCCUCUACAUGUCGACCCUGAAUUCGCCAAGGUUGGUGGCUUCGACGUACCUAUCCUGCAUGGUCUCGCCAGCUUUGGGUUUGCGGGCAAGCAUAUUUUGCAGACUUUUGGUCAGUUCAAGAACAUCAAAGUCCGAUUCGCGGGCACCGUCAAUCCUGGCCAGACGCUCAUCACGGAGAUGUGGAAGGAGGGCAACCACGUCAUUUUCCAGACGAAGAUCAAGGAAACUGGCAAGCUUGCGUUGGCAGGUGCUGGAGCUGAGCUCCGGGGAGGACCCAAGCCCAAAUUGUAA